AUGGGCCAUAUGUCCUCAGCCGACCGCAGGAGAGAAGAGGAAGGAUUUGGGAUGAGCGAGGUGUACAAUGUUCACUAUACUAUGAGCAUUAAUGGAAAAGUACAGGAUGGAUCGAUGGAAAUAGAUGCUGGAAACAACUUAGAGACAUUCAAAACAGGAAGCGGGAGCGAAGAGGCUGUUGAAGUUCAUGAUUUUCAGAUUGGCAUAACUGGAAUCCGUUUUGCUGAAGGAGAAAAGUGUUACAUCAAAGCUCAGCCAAAAGCUCACGUCCCCGAAGUUGAUGCUAUGACUAAAGCAAGCCUCUCAUCUGAGCUGGAAGAUGAAAUCAUGCCUGUGAGAUUUGACGAAAACUCCCUUAUCUGGGUGGCUGCAGACGAGCCUAUCAAGCAUAACAGUUUCCUAAGCCCCAAAAUUUUAGAGCUUUGCAGGGAUCUUCCAAUUUUCUGGCUUCGACCAACGUAUCCCAAAGAUAACCAAAGGAGAGAAAUGAAGAGAAACAAACGCCAAUCAGAAUCAAACUUUGAUACAGAAGACUUGGAAGCUGCUACUGAAGAAGUAAAUACCAGGUCGCCCACCACACAGCUGACUCAAGAGCUUGAUCGCCAAUCUAAUGAAACCAGGCCAAUGGGACAAGAAACUGAUCAAACACUGAAUCCAGACAAUCCAUAUAAUCAACUGGAAGGUGAAGGGAUGGCUUUUGACCCCAUGCUGGAUCACCUAGGUGUGUGCUGCAUUGAAUGCAGACGAAGUUACACACAGUGCCAGAGAAUUUGCGAGCCUCUCAUGGGCUACUACCCGUGGCCGUACAACUACCAAGGCUGUCGUACCGCCUGCCGAAUCAUCAUGCCCUGCAGCUGGUGGGUCGCCCGUAUCAUGGGUGUUGUGUGAGAAAAAGCAAUCAGAGCCUUGACAAAAUAAGCAGGAACGCAAUGACGACAAACUGGUAAAAGACUACAACCAAAGCAGCAGUACCAAUCCUGGCUUUUAAAUCAAAGUGUGGGUUACUGCACCAAAAGCAAGGUCAGAUAUUCUAACUGUAAAUAAAAAUCUUAAGUUAAUAUUCCAUUAGCUUUACAAAUGACAAGGGUAUACUAGUACUUACUGAAUUCAAAAACUAAGACAUCCCCAAAAAAGACAAUAUUAAACUUUGCUCACAAACUGGUUUAGCAGUCCAGAAGCUUGCUCAUAAAUCCAAAUUCAGCCUUUCAUAGCAAAACCCUCUCUCUGCGCUAGAUGUGAAAAUUUACGUCCAAUUAGGCAACUAGCUCAACUUGUACACUUGGGAGUACCUUUCAUCCAUGUAGCUUACUUAAAUAAAUCACAAGUUGCUCCCCGUUGCUAUUCAUACCGAAUUGCCGGGUCAUUACGAAUGGUUAUAAACCAAUUACAGCAUACCUUUCCCACAAAGCUGCUCCGGGGGACACGGGAAAGCGCACAUUGUGCUAAAUCGGAAACAAACGGCAGGAAAAGGGGCUGCGGAAGGGAAUGUGCGUGGCUGCAGAAUCAAAACGCUUCGCACAUCCCAACAUCAAAGAAGCCCCAGCAUCAAGAAUCUUGUAUCCAUGAUACCACUGUAGUGUCUAACAAGUAUCUGCUAUCCAGCUUCUACAGCAAAAGUAUUUACAUGCAGUUGCAGACCAAAGAGUGUCAAGACCCUUCAGAAUCUACAAGAGCCACUGUAUUUAUAAAUCCUUGAACUAGACACUUUUGACACAAGAUUACAACUCCUCUUUAUUCCACAUGGAUAGCAGCCAUUCAUACUAGCUCCUUUAGCUUCGCUGAAGCUAACCUCCAUUCCCUGCAAGAGAAACUGCUUACCAGUAAGGAGGAAAAACAAAAGAAAGAAAAAAAAAAGGGUUUCUAACCCUUUUUGCUUAGGCAAACUCUGCAAUUAUUGGGAUUGAUCCUAUUACAUAUUAAGUCUCUAAGGAAGGUACUAAGCUGAA
This is a messenger RNA of Aptenodytes forsteri (emperor penguin), 1946 nucleotides long. RefSeq names its product chondromodulin (gene CNMD). Gene Ontology annotation, biological process: negative regulation of endothelial cell proliferation; negative regulation of angiogenesis. Bases 1 to 888 code for a protein of 295 amino acids. The record is from RefSeq and is a predicted model, not a curated record. The transcript has 6 exons. NCBI's taxonomy places the organism in Eukaryota, Metazoa, Chordata, Aves, Sphenisciformes, Spheniscidae.